CUGCCGGGAGCCGCCGUGCGCUGUCAGAGCCGGGGUCCCUGGCUGCAAUGGAGGGUCAUAGCGAGGCUACAGCCAAGGAGGAGGAAGAGGAGGAGGAGGAAGGGGUGCGGAUCACCCCGCAGCUGCUGAAGGCCGCCACCGGUGAGUUUGCCCUGGAGUCCAUCCUCCUACUGCGGCUGCGGGGCCGCGGCAUUGCGCACUUGGGCUGCCUGGGCGACUGCACCAACCUGGAGUGGCUGGACCUCUCCGGCAACGCCAUCGCCCAGCUGGGGCCGCUGGCCGCCCUCCGCUCCCUCGCCGUCCUCAACCUGUCCCGCAACCGCGUGGCCAACCUGGAGCCGCUCGCCUCCUGCCGCAGCCUGCAGAGCCUCAACCUGGCCGGCAACAUGGUGAGCAGCCUGCGGGCGCUGCGGUGCCUGGCGGGGCUGCGGCGCCUCGAGAGCCUGCGCCUGCGCGACCCCCUCGCCCGCCUUGACAACCCGCUCUGCACCGUGACCGCCUAUCGCGACGCACUGGCCGACAUGCUGCCCGGCCUCAAGGCCAUCGACGGCGAGCGAGUGGCCGGCCGUGGCAGCGAGCUCUACCAGCUCUGCCGGGAUCUCGACAGCUCGCUGGGACACGGUGCCGGUGGUGCUGGUGAUGCCGGUGGUGCCGGCGCUGACCCGCCCCGCGCAGCUCAGCCCUGGGUAGAGGCUGGUUUCUGGGAGCCGCGGCCACCGCGGCGCAGCUCCAUCAUAGAGGAGGCGUACAGGCAGUUCGGGGAGGUGCUGCAGGAGUGCCGGGAGCUGGGCCGCCGCGCCGAUGACACCAUCGCCCAGGCGGAGCGGGCGCUCAGCACCCGCCAUGACCCCAACUCCUUUGUCUUCUGAGCUGUGACAAGCCCGGUCCCAUCGAUGGAGGAGCCGCAGGGAAUGGGGGGCAGCCAGAGCAGCACCAGGGGCAGCCACAGGGCUGCUUGGCUUUACUCCAUCACUGGAAGCUCCAGGCUGGGCACUGACCAGGGCUCCCUGUGCCUGGUGCAGCAGUGAGGGGAGCAGUGGUGUCCUUGAAGAUCUGGGGCCAGCCCUGAGCUAUCCGGCCUGGAGGAGAGGCCGCAGGGCUGGGAGGUGGCACACAGGGACCAGGAGAUGGUCUGGGAAUGUCUUGGAGACAUCGCAAGGAUGAGAGAAUGUCAUAGGGACAUUGUGGGGGCAUCACGGGGACGGGGGGAUGUUGCGGGAACAUCAUGGGGACCAGAGGACAUCGAGGGGACUGAGGGAUGUUGUGGUGUCCAUGGGACAUCGUGGGGACAUCAUGGGGACCAGAAGACAUUGUGGGACUGGGGGACAUCACAGGGACUGGGGGAUAUCACAUAAACAUCACGAGGCCUGGGGCCAUACAGGGCCAUGCAGUAAAGCUGUGCUG
Molecule: messenger RNA, 1404 nt
Organism: Strigops habroptila (Kakapo)
Lineage: Eukaryota; Metazoa; Chordata; Aves; Psittaciformes; Psittacidae
Gene: LRRC61
Product: leucine rich repeat containing 61
Exons: 2
Coding region: 48-869 (273 amino acids)
Biological process (GO): outer dynein arm assembly
Cellular component (GO): cytoplasm
Molecular function (GO): protein binding
Source: RefSeq, a predicted model, not a curated record